Messenger RNA from Cololabis saira (Pacific saury), 2190 nucleotides. It is a transcript of the gene serpini1, whose product is annotated as serpin peptidase inhibitor, clade I (neuroserpin), member 1. NCBI's taxonomy places the organism in Eukaryota, Metazoa, Chordata, Actinopteri, Beloniformes, Belonidae. The coding region runs from base 128 to 1378 and encodes 416 amino acids. The transcript is spliced from 9 exons. Gene Ontology annotation, molecular function: serine-type endopeptidase inhibitor activity. Gene Ontology annotation, biological process: negative regulation of endopeptidase activity. The record is from RefSeq and is a predicted model, not a curated record.
UGGGCGUGGUCUGGGGUUGAACGAGCCUGAGCUGCGGAUGAGAGCAGCGGAGAGAAACUGCACUUAUUCAUCCAUCCAUCCGUCCCUACCUUAACGCCCUUUAUCGGUCCCAGCGGUCUCUGCUGCGAUGUUGAUCCCGGACGUUUUGUCCCUGCUUGUUCUCCUCUCCAUCCUGUUGCUGGGCUACGGUUGCCGGGCGGCGGACAUUCCAGAGGACACCACAUCAGAGUUCUCAGUGAGACUGUACCACCGGCUGAAGGCGGCGGGGGAUCAGGAGAACAUCGUUUUCUCCCCGCUGAGCGUGGCUGUGUCCCUGGGCAUGUUGGAGCUGGGAGCCAGGGGGGCUUCGCUGGACGAGAUCCGGCAGGCCGUGGGGUUCAGCCACCUGCUGCCCGGCAUGGAGUUUUCUUUGCUGCAGAACCUGACGGCGGCUUUGUCAGACGACGACGCGCAUUACGUGAUCCGAUUUGCCAACAGCCUCUUCCUGCAGGAAGGUGUCACCUUUAACCCUGAGUUUCUGCAUCUGAUGAAGAGAUACUUUCGAGCAGAAGUGGAAACGGUGGACUUCAGCGAGUCAUCCGCGGUGGCCGAGCAGAUUAACAACUGGGUGGAGAACCAUACAGAGAGUAAGAUCAGGUCCCUCCUGUCAGCUGAAGACUUCAGCAGCGUGACCCGCCUGGCCCUGGUGAACGCCGUGUAUUUUCGAGGCUCCUGGAAAAACCAGUUCAGGCCAGAGAACACCAGGACCUUUUCCUUCAGCCGAGAUGAUGGCUCUGAAGUUCAGACCCUUAUGAUGUACCAGCAGGCAGACUUCUACUACGGUGAGUUCAGCGAUGGCUCACAAGAAGCUGGCGGUUUGUACCAAGUAUUAGAGAUGCCCUACGAAGGAGAGGACAUGUCCAUGAUGAUCGUGCUGCCUCGCCAGGAGGUACCGCUGGCAUCCCUGGAGCCCAUCAUCAAAGCACCACUAAUAGAGGAGUGGGCCAACAACGUCAAGCUGCAGAAGGUGGAGGUAUACCUGCCCAGAUUUAAGGUGGAGCAGAAGAUUGACAUGAAGUCCGCGCUGCAGGAGCUGGGAAUUAAAAACAUAUUCACCAAUGAUGCUGAUCUGUCUGCCAUGACAGAUGGUAAGGACCUGUACAUCGGGAAGGCUGUCCAGAAGGCUUACCUGGAGGUGACGGAGGAGGGGGCGGAGGGAGCAGUUGGAUCAGGAAUGAUUGCGCUGACCAGGACUCUGGUGCUGUACCCACAGGUCAUGGCAGACCAUCCAUUCUUCUUUGUCAUCAGAAAUAGAAGAACAGGGACCAUCCUCUUCAUGGGCAGAGUCAUGACCCCUGAAGUCAUCGAGCCCAACGACCAUGACUUUGAUUCCAUGUAAUCAGAGAGUGAGACUCGGUCUCAGCCAGUCCCAUUCUGGCAUCAUAAAUGCUACCUAUUCUCUAUCACUAUCUUCAGCUGUGUUUUAUACAUUAUAUAUAUAACAACCAAAUAUUAUAUGAUAUAUUAUAUAUUGAAAGAUAACAUCCAACAUAUAAUGUGACUGUGUUUUUAUACUGGAAGCUUUAAAUUCUUGGAUACAGACAUGCAGACAGAUGUUGUAAAUAUUCUCUAGUAAUGUACGCUUUGUAUUAGCAAGAGGAACACACUACGUAUUUCAGGCACUACCCCUUUAAGUUCAGUAGCUUCUUACUCACUUGCAUCCACACGAUGCACAAAAGCUGUCUUUCAAAAGUAGCUACUCUUUCUGCAGACGUACAGUAGUAAGUUCGGUUUUCACUGCACCCCUGUACAUUUGGCAUUGUUUUUUGAUGUUUACAUUACACAUUCUCAGUAUUUAUUGCAGAAUAAACAGGUUCAAACAUCUUAGUAAUCCAGACAGUAUUGAGACAUUUUUACACUGUAGGAAACACAGCUGAAACACUGACGAAUUAUUAUGCCUUACCACAUCUGAGUGGUUAAUUAACCCGCAGCUGGGCAUCUUACAGGUGAGCAGAAGUGACUGCGUAACUAAGGCAGGUCGCCAUAGUGACGGACCGAAUGCAGGCACAGGGAAAAAGAUGUGCUGUGCUGGAUGCACUUGCAACGAGAAGCAGUGACACCAGCUGUACUGGUUCUUUUGUUCAAUAAAAACAUGAAUGUGUUUCCAUUAAAAUAUAUUUAUCCUUCUGUGUAUGUGUGUACAGGGUUUUU